Tigriopus californicus is the source of this 1614-nucleotide messenger RNA. RefSeq lists its product as uncharacterized. The coding region runs from base 131 to 862 and encodes 243 amino acids. The transcript has 3 exons. The record is from RefSeq and is a predicted model, not a curated record. Gene Ontology annotation, molecular function: coenzyme A diphosphatase activity. Lineage: Eukaryota; Metazoa; Arthropoda; Copepoda; Harpacticoida; Harpacticidae.
CCUAGCUCGUCAAGUAUAAAGAUGAUCAUGGCUCUCCACCUGAAUGGAUACAUAACCCAAAUCUGUCAACCGAAUCAUCCAUGUACCAGUAUCAUUUUGGGCGACAAGUUCCAAUCAUACGUUUUUGGACAUGAAGUGGUGGAGCACGACACGAAAAUGGACCAAAUGCCUGGGUCAAGAGUUUGGAACUUACUCCAAAGCACAAUUGCUGUCUCCAGAACAUAAGCAAGCCACGAUAGAAAAAAUGCGCAAGUUGAGGCCUUUUCGAUUGGCUUUAACGGGAAAAGAAACAAAACAAGCCUCUGUGUUAGUGCCUCUCUGUGUGGAUGAACAUGAAAAAGUGUGUCUCUUAUUCAAUAAAAGAACAGGAAAAAUGAACUCGCAUUCCAACGAAGUGAGCUUUCCGGGAGGAAAAGCCGAAAAUGGAGAAACUAUCAUCGAAACUGCUCUCAGAGAAACGGAGGAGGAGCUUAGUAUCAAGAGUAAAGAUAUCGAAAUUUGGGGUACUUUGCCUGCCUUGGGCAACAAAACCGGAGAUAUGGCUGUGACACCUGUGAUAGGUCGGCUCUUAAAAGAGCCAUUCCUUCCGGCGAAAGUCGAUUUCUGUAAGGGGGAGGUUCACGAGGUGUUUUUGAUGAGUAUGGAUGAUUUGCAAGACCCAAAAGUGACCCGGUUCACCCAAUUUCGAGUCGGUAAUGCCUUUCGGAGCUAUUCUUUGCCGGUUUAUGAUGCCCAUCCCCAUCGGAUUUGGGGACUCACCGCUAUCAUAGCUCAUCAAUUCCUCUCGAGUUUCCUCCCUCAGCAUCAGCACGCAAUGCGAUAUCAACGCCCGUUAAAUCUCGAAUCGCCGAAAAGUGACUAAAUUGCUCUGGUUGACUUGGAAAGAAUUGAAAAGAAAGUUUCAUACAUAUUUUUAUACCUGUGCUCUAUUCCGAAAAUGGAUAGAAGUCCUUAUGACACAAUCAAGAAAUGAUAGUGAGGUAGCAUUGAAUUAACUUUACUAACGAUGCUCAACGUUCAUUAAAUACAAAUGGAGGUGGUGGUUUUGACAAUGACAUAUUUGGCAUGCAUGAGAUGAGACUUCCAUUUCCUGUUUCAUUUGACAUAGCCUUGUCAAUAUCCAAAGGAUUUGAGAUCGAAGUGACCACGUGGCGAGUUAGCGGGUCAAAUGAGUGCGAGGUCGAUCAAACGGCUGAAACUGAGCAACGCCAAGAGUUUGGGGAAGGCGAUAAGGCCAGAAGCAGUGCUGGCAUCGUAAGAGCUUGGGAAAUGGUGCGGUGGCUCUUCAUAUUUGUUGGCACUUUGCUGCGAUGGAUACUGAUUUGUGAUAUCCGCUAGAAAAAAUGGAACACAAAUUGAUGUUAGUAGUAAGUAGUGCGAAUGAUUCUGAUAUAUAGAAAUAUUCUGUUUUGGAAUGUUGAAUUUUCUGUCGAUUCUUGAUCUGUAAUAAUGACUAUCUUAUGCUCAUGUUUGUUUCAUGAUGAAUGAUUUUUCACAAGUUGCCAAAAUAUGUUGAAUACACAUAUAAACGAAGAUGAUCGAAAACUUUGGGAAUGUUAUUCAAACGACAUAAUUAUUUGAAUGCUAAAAUAGAAAUAUAUACUUUUGAAAUAA